CCAGCAACCCACAGUUCCCACCCGUCUUUCUUCCCAUUUCCACCUCCAGCCUAUAAUUCCCCCAACUUCACUGCCAUUUCAUCCCCCCCCACCCACAGAUCUCGCUUCUCUUUCUCUCUGUAGAUUCAUUUCCAGCAUUUUCUGUUCUUUCCCCCUCUUGAAAUUCUUCCAAUUCUUUUCAUCCUCUUUGAUCGGCGAGCGUUGCUUCCAUGGCGAUUUCUAGAGAGUUGGCGGGUCAAAAAUGGGUGUUGUUGACCACUGCACAAACGCCCACAAACAUUGCGGUGAUUAAGUAUUGGGGAAAGAGGGACGAGGACUUAAUUUUGCCUGUCAAUGAUAGCAUUAGUGUUACGCUUGAUCCGAGUCAUCUCUGUACUAUUACCACCGUUGCUGUUAGUCCUAACUUUGAGAAGGAUCGGAUGUGGCUCAAUCGCAAGGAGAUAUCCCUUUCUGGAGCCAGGUACCAAAAUUGUUUGAGGGAAAUACGGAGUCGAGCUAAUGAUGUUGAGGAUAAAGAAAAGGGGAUUAAGAUAGAAAAAAAAGACUGGGAGAAGUUGCAUGUAUAUAUUGAUUCAUACAAUAAUUUCCCAACUGCUGCCGGCCUGGCUUCCUCUGCUGCCGGUCUUGCUUGUCUCGUCUUUGCUUUGGCAAAUUUAAUGAACGUCAAGGAAGAUCACAGCCAGUUAUCUGCUAUUGCAAGGCAAGGUUCAGGAAGUGCAUGUCGUAGUUUAUACGGUGGAUUUGUGAAGUGGUGCAUGGGAAAAGAAAAGGAUGGAAGUGAUAGUCUUGCAGUUCAACUUGCGGAUGAGAAGCACUGGGAUGAUCUUGUAAUUAUCAUUGCUGUGGUAAGUUCGCGACAAAAGGAAACAAGUAGUACAUCAGGAAUGCGGGAAACUGUAGAAACAAGUUUGCUUUUACAACAUAGAGCUAAGGAAAUUGUACCAAAACGUGUGUUAGCGAUGGAAGAAGCUAUCAAAAAUCGUGAUUUUGUAUCCUUUGCAAAACUCACAUGCAACGAUAGUAACCAAUUUCAUGCAGUCUGUCUCGAUACUUCUCCCCCAAUAUUUUACAUGAAUGAUACAUCCCACAGGAUAAUUAGUCUUGUAGAGAAAUGGAACCGUGCUGAAGGAGAACCUCAGGUGGCAUAUACUUUCGAUGCCGGGCCGAACUCGGUUCUGAUUGCACGUAACAGAAAAGCUGCUGUAUCUUUGCUUCAGAGGUUGCUUUUCCAAUUCCCUCCAAACCCAGAAACAGAAUUAAACAGUUAUGUUCUUGGGGACAAGACAAUUCUUCAAGAUGCUGGGAUUAAUAGUGUUGAGGAUAUUGAAUCCCUGCCACAACCUCCAGAAUUUAACAGUUCAUCUCAGAAAUUCCAGGGAGAUGUCAGUUACUUCAUCUGUACCAGACCGGGAAAAGGGCCAGUUGUUCUCCCCGAGAGUGAUUCUCUACUUGACCCGAAAACCGGGCUCCCUAAGAACCUCUAGAGAAUUUUAUUAGUCCUGUGCAUUAUUUUACUGAAGGUGUGACUCUGAGAGUUCAGGUUAGACGAUCAAUCAACUGAAUAUUGAGCCAUUUUUCUGGAAAUAUGCAGUUCUAAGGUAGACUUCUGUUUGUUGUUCUGUUUAAUUCAGUCAGUGUUUUUGUUCAAUAGCACACAAAAGAAUAAUUUCAGUGUUCCUUGUUCUUGGCCUCAAGAUCAUCAAUUCUGGGAACCUGUUAAUGGUCAACUUCCAAAAAUUGUAUGAACAAGUUAUUUAUUCAUUGUCCAACAAAUUCAGUGUCUUUAAGUAUUGUAUUAGGCUUCGUUUGUGUAGAGUAAAGUCAUGACAAAAUAAGUGAAUUGAGAAUGAGUUUUCCCUUUUUUCAUUGUAUGCAUCAUAUUAGUUGAUAUCUACAGAAGCUAUGAGCAAAUCCAAUUUUUUU
This is a messenger RNA of Cucumis sativus (cucumber), 1923 nucleotides long. Its product is annotated as diphosphomevalonate decarboxylase MVD2, peroxisomal. Gene Ontology annotation, biological process: isoprenoid biosynthetic process; isopentenyl diphosphate biosynthetic process, mevalonate pathway. Gene Ontology annotation, cellular component: cytosol. The record is from RefSeq and is a predicted model, not a curated record. Gene Ontology annotation, molecular function: diphosphomevalonate decarboxylase activity; ATP binding. NCBI's taxonomy places the organism in Eukaryota, Viridiplantae, Streptophyta, Magnoliopsida, Cucurbitales, Cucurbitaceae.